CUGAAUGCCAACUACCAUACUUUUAUUGAAUAGAUAAAUCGGCGGGUUUCAUGUUUGCCGGUGAAGAUAAAGAAUAGAAAUCUAGGGUUACAACGAUGACGGAGACUGAACAAAUCGCCGCCGCGAUUAAUCAAAUCGAAGAGAAGAAGCAAAAUCUGAAGAAAGCCUUCGACGAUCUCCAAUCACACCGCUCUCUCCUCUCACCUUCUUUCUCUCUCUCCUGGUCUGACAUCGACUCCCACUUCUCCUCUCUCCAAUCCUCCCUCUCUACCCGUUUCCGCCUCCUCCAAUCCGAACCUCCUUCACCGAACAACGAUUCGCCUAGAAUCGAAACCGCCGAUGAUCCAGAGCCACCGUUGGUGGUUACUCGCCCCGAGUUGAGAGCCUUAUGCGAGAAAAUGGACUCGAUCGGUCUAAGCAAGUUUCUGGCUGAUCAUUGGGAUGACGAUGCGAUGCCUAACCAAGAGCUCUCCGCAGCGUUUCGUUACUCGCCAGAUCCGGCGUCGAUGGUGCUCAACGCAAUCGAUGGUGGCUCGAGCAAGGGUAAAUCGGUUGAUGUAAGGAGAGUUUUCGUUUUGCUGAUGGAAGCUUUGAUUGAGAUUAACGAUGAUGUGAAGAUCGGAGUCGAUACGAAAGAUAAGGCCAAGAAGGUUGCUAACGAUUGGAAGACGAAGAUAGGUAACAAACCUUUCGAGGCGUUACUGUUUCUUCACUUAGUCGCAGCGUUUAAGUUAGGAUCCGAGUUCAACUCUGAGGAGCUGUCACGUUACGUGGCAAUGAUUGCAAAGUACAAGCAAGCGACUUUGUUGUGUAACAAGAUCGGUUUAGAUAAAGAAAGAGUCGGAGAGAUCAUCACGAAGCUUUUGAGUAUUGGGAAACCGAUCUUGGCGGUGAGGUUCAUGUACGAGUGCGGGAGGACUGACGGGUUUGAGCCGGUCUCUGUGUUGAAAGGUUACGUUAAGGAGUCGAGAGAAGCUGCUGAGAGAGUUUGUAAGGAGGAUAAGUACUCUCUCAAGUCGCAGAACGUAGCUACUGAUAAAGAAGUUAGUGCGUUGAAAGCAGUGAUCAAGAUCAUCAAAGAUCGGAAUCUUGAGGCCGAGUUCUCUGAGGAGAGGGUUGAGGAGCGUGUGGAGGAGCUGGAGAGACAGAAGGCGCAGAGGAAACGCAACGUGGAGCCGCCACAGCUGAAGCCGAAGGGGAGAAAGCGGCCUCGAGAUCGCAGUGGUAAUACACAAGUUCAUAGACAAGAAGCUGGUGGUGUUAUGAUUGAACCUAGUCAUCAUCAUGGCUUACACUUGAACCCUUUUGGUGUUGUGAACCAAGCACGUGGUGGUAUUGUUGGCCCUUACACGAACCCAUUAGCUGCUGGGCUCUAUAACUCAGCCGCACCUCCUCAAGCUGUUUACUAUGGUCAGCAAGCUGGAUUUGUAAUGCCGCCAUUCCACCCAUCUUACUAUUCUCAGUAGCAGACCAUUGCUAAUAGUAAGAUAUUUGUCUCCUGCAAUUAAAAAAAUCGUUGAAGUGAUGUCUGAGGAAGGAACUAAUUACAGUCUUGACUCUCCAUUACUCUUUAUGUAAAUGAAGAGUAAGCAGUUUUAUCAUGGAGUUGAUCUUUAUCUAAAUCUCUUGAUAGAGUUUAGUUCUUGAAAGUAAUAAAUAUUGUUUUGACUGUA
Messenger RNA from Brassica napus (rape), 1673 nucleotides. Its product is annotated as truncated FRIGIDA-like protein 1. The record is from RefSeq and is a predicted model, not a curated record. The transcript has a single exon. Lineage: Eukaryota; Viridiplantae; Streptophyta; Magnoliopsida; Brassicales; Brassicaceae. The coding region runs from base 96 to 1466 and encodes 456 amino acids.